AUGUCCAUGGAUCUCGCCUUCUCCUCCUCCUCCGUCUCCCUCUCCUAGCCAAGAACGACCCACUCCCCCCCGCAUUGCCGUGGGGAUGCUCGCCGGAAGAGGCACUGUGCCGCGGCGUUGAGGCGGGGGAGCGGUAAUGGCUGCGGCGGCGGCGGAGUCGGACAACGGCAGCGAGGCCAGCCCCACCGCCGCCGGCGCCGGCAGGGACCCGGUCGCGUCGCCGGUGAAGGCGAAGGCGAGAGCUUUCCUGGAGCUGGAGGCGACCAGCGCGUCGGAGUCGUCAGAGGCGAAGGUCGACGACGGCAACAUCCAGGAGGCCGAGUCGUCGCUCCGCGAGGGGCUCUCCCUCAACUACGAGGAAGCAAGGGCUCUCCUAGGGAGACUAGAAUACCAGAGAGGCAACGUAGAAGCUGCACUGCGAGUAUUUGAUGGAAUAGAUCUUCAAGCUGCUAUCCAGCGCUUUCAACCAUCCCUAUCAGAAAAGCCACCCUCAAAGCGAAGUAACAAAUUACGUUCAGAUUCAUCAAAUUCAGGAUCACAGCAUGCCGCUAGUCUUGUCCUUGAAGCCAUCUACUUGAAGUCAAUGUCUCUUCAGAAGUUAGGGAAAGCAAUGGAGGCUGCUCAACAAUGUAGAAGUGUCCUUGAUGCUGUUGAAAGCAUUUUCCAACGUGGCAUACCUGAUGUCAUGGUUGAACAAAAGCUUCAGGAAACUGUAAGCAAAUCUGUAGAGCUUCUCCCAGAACUUUGGAAGCAAGCUGGGGCCUGUCAAGAAGCGCUUGCUUCUUACAGGCGUGCCCUUCUUAGUCAGUGGAAUCUUGAUGAUGACUGCUGCACAAGGAUUCAGAAGAGAUUUGCUGUUUUUCUGUUGUAUGGUGGCGUGGAGGCUACCUCCCCAAGCUUGGCUUCACAAACUGAAGGAUCGUAUGUCCCUAAGAAUAACUUAGAAGAGGCAAUCCUUCUGCUCAUGAUAAUAUUGAAAAAAUGGUACCUUGGGAAGACUCACUGGGAUCCAUCAGUGAUGGAGCAUUUAACAUUUGCAUUGUCACUUUGUGGCCAGACAUCCAUUCUUGCCAAGCAUCUCGAAGAGGUUUUACCUGGAAUAUACCAUCGAACUGAAAGAUGGUAUAGCCUAGCUCUUUGCAAUUAUGCAUCUUCACAUAAUGAAGCUGCAUUAAAUUUGUUAAGGAAGUUGUUAAACAAGAACGAGAGUCCUGGUGACAUAAUGGCCCUGCUGUUGGCUGCUAAGUUAUGCAGUUCAGAUUAUUCUCUUGCUUCUGAAGGAGUAGAGUAUGCAAGGAGAGCUGUUACAAAUGCUGAAUCAUUAGAUGGUCAUUUAAAGAGCACCGCGCUCCAUUUCUUGGGAAGUUGCCUGGCUAAGAAGUCUAGAAUUGCUACAUCUGAUUACCAAAGAUCUCUCUUGCAGACUGAGUCUUUGAAGUCACUCAGUGAAGCAAUUUCUCUUGAUCGUCACAAUCCAGAGUUAAUAUAUGACAUGGGGAUUGAAUAUGCUGAGCAACGAAACAUGCAUGCUGCUUUGAAAUGUGCAAAGGAGUUCAUUGAUGCAACUGGUGGAUCUGUUUCUAAAGGUUGGAGAUUACUAUCGUUAGUUCUUUCUGCACAACAAAGGUAUUCAGAAGCAGAGGUGGUGACUGAUGCUGCAUUAGAUGAGACCACAAAGUGGGAACAAGGGCCAUUACUUAGAAUAAAGGCUAAACUGAAGGUUGCUCAGUCAUUGCCAAUGGAAGCAGUUGAAGCAUACCGUGCCCUUCUUGCCCUUGUUCAGGCACAAAGAAAGGCUUAUGGUACCGUGAAAAAUGGCACAGAGGAGGUUGAUGAUAAAGUGAGUGAGUUUGAGGUUUGGCAAGGUCUUGCCAACUUGUAUGCUAGUCUUUCCUAUUGGAGAGAUGCUGAGAUAUGUUUACAGAAGGCCAAAACCCUCAAAUCAUUCUCUGCCACAACGCUUCAUGCAGAAGGUUACACACAUGAGGUGCGCGAGCAGGUACAGGAUGCCUUGGCAGCAUACUUCAACGCAGUCUCAACCGAGCUAGAGCAUGUGCCGUCGAAGGUAUCCAUUGGCGCCCUCCUCUCCAAGCAGGGCCCCAAGUAUCUUCCCGUGGCGCGAAGCUUCCUCUCAGAUGCGCUAAGGCUCGAGCCGACGAACCGGAUGGCUUGGUUCUACCUAGGGAAGGUCCACAAGCAUGAUGGCAGGCUAGCUGAUGCUGCUGACUGCUUCCAGGCAGCCUCAAUGCUGGAGGAAUCAGACCCAAUUGAGAGCUUCAGAUCACUCUGAUGGGUCAUCUUACUGCAAGAACAUUGAGGUUUUCUUUUUUUUUUCGCGGGUUAUUUUUCUCUUCUCAUCUUCUCAUAUUCUACCCUUUUUGGUACAUAGCUGGGUGGAAAUGGAAUGCCAGCUACAAUGUAACUUGUAUCCGUUAGGUGCCAGUGUGCUUGUCACGCUGUUGUUGGAUAUUUGACAAAAUGUUGUAAUUGACUGCUAAAUCUGAGUAUAUCGGUAUAUAUAAGUUGCACUA
Oryza brachyantha (malo sina) is the source of this 2531-nucleotide messenger RNA. Its product is annotated as protein NPG1-like. The coding region runs from base 137 to 2290 and encodes 717 amino acids. Gene Ontology annotation, molecular function: protein binding. The transcript has 5 exons. NCBI's taxonomy places the organism in Eukaryota, Viridiplantae, Streptophyta, Magnoliopsida, Poales, Poaceae. The record is from RefSeq and is a predicted model, not a curated record.